This is a messenger RNA of Diorhabda carinulata, 2513 nucleotides long. Its product is annotated as nose resistant to fluoxetine protein 6-like. The record is from RefSeq and is a predicted model, not a curated record. The coding region runs from base 312 to 2450 and encodes 712 amino acids. Gene Ontology annotation, molecular function: acyltransferase activity, transferring groups other than amino-acyl groups. The transcript has 13 exons. Lineage: Eukaryota; Metazoa; Arthropoda; Insecta; Coleoptera; Chrysomelidae.
AUUAGUCGCAGGCUUGAUACAAAUACGAGGUAAUUGAAAUAAUUCAUAAGCAAUACCUUUAUAAAUAUCUAAUGUAACAUAAACAAUAUAUAUGUUACUGUAUAUUAUCACCUACUUUUGAGUUCGUUAAAAAGCAAACAGAAAAGUUUUUGCAAUUAUCGUAUUCUAAUUUUGAAAAAAAAAACAGCGAUAAUUAGUAGACAUAUAUAUUCCAUUAAAAGUAACAUUCGAGCGAUAAGUUCCAUAUUUAAGUGGUCCCUCAUAAACAAAAUUUAAUUACUAUUAGCAAACAAUACGUUGAGUAGUUUAAAAUGUUGGCUUUACGUUUAAUGUUAUUCCUAAUAUUUCAAAGCACGGUUUUAUCCUCCCUACAAUAUAAAGCGGAAGAUAUACAGGCUGUAUCAAAAGUUGUGUUCGAUAUUGUGAAAUAUAGGACUGACAAGAUUUUAGAGGCCGCCGGAGUCAAAAAUCAAUGUGCAAAAGAUUUGAAGAAGCUAUUAAAAGACGCCAUAUUUUUGAAAAGAUGGGCACUAGAAAUGUUAGAUGCUUCAUCAAAAAUACCUAGCGGUUUGUUAGCCGGUAAUAUUUAUAUGACAGGAAAUUAUGAUCAAUGUUUAAAUAUAAAUCAUUACUUGAAUGAAACCAAUAUAUACGGACAAUACUGUACAGUAUUUGUUACUCCAGAUAGCGAUAAGAACGAUUUGGAUUUUUUUAGUGUAGGAAACUUAAAAGGUUACUUGGGAUUAAACACAAGCAAACAUACGACAGAAUUACUCAAACUAAUGAAAGUUAAUUAUGGUUUAUGUAUCCCGCAUACUUGCUCCAUAGAAAACUUACAAAAUAUUUGGGAUUACAUCGAAAAUACUUUUCGUUUGCCUGUACACAUGCAUUUUACCGAUAUGAUGUGCAGAAGUAGACUAAAAAGCGAUUCUUCUUUCGAAAUUGACAAAUAUAUCAAAGCUUUCUUCUUCUUUUACAUAAUAUUACUGUUGAUAAGUACGUUGUAUGAUGUGGUUAUUCAUCAACAUAUGAAAACUAACAAAAACAACUUAUGGAUAUCAUUUUCAUUAUAUAGCAAUUUUAAAAGACUAAUAUCAGUUCAAGAUGCGUCUGUUGAGGUUAAAUAUUUAGAAUGCAUAAGUGGUAUUAAAGUUUUGAGCAUGGUUUGGAUAAUAUGUGGACAUAAAAUUAUGUUUAGCGUAUUUUCUGGAGUUACAAAUCUUUUGGAUAUCUAUAUGAUGUGGAGAAGCUCAAUUUCACCAAGUUUUGUAGCCAGUGGUGUAUACGCGGUGGAUACGUUUUUAUUUUUAAGUGGAUUACUACUUUCGUAUGGUAUAUUAAAUUAUUAUAGUUCACCAUAUGGGAAGAAAAGAGCCGUGCCGUAUCUGGUUAUUUACGCUUAUAGAUUUUUAAGGUUGUGUCCAGCCCUUCUUGCCAUUAUAUUAUUUCAUAUAACUAUUUUUAAAAAUUUAGCAGAAGGACCGAUGUGGCCUUUAAUGGCUACUAGACUGGCUUACACUUGUUACAAAACCUGGUUCGUAACAUUAUCCUUCGCAAGUAAUUUCUUACAGUUUAACCAACAAUGUAUGCAACAUUCUUGGUAUUUAGCCGUUGAUACGCAACUGUUUCUCAUGUCUCCAAUUUUGUUAAACAUUUUAAUCAAGAAACCAAUAAAAACUUGUUUAUUGUGUAUUGUAAUUUGUAUAGUGACAGCAAUUUAUACUUUUUUAAUAACAAUUUAUAAUCAAUAUGGAGCAACAAUGUUCGAGAGUGAUUUAUCUUAUCAGUAUAAUAUUUAUCAAGCUACGUCAGUAAGAUUGCCGGCUUGGUUAAUUGGAUUCAUUUUUGGUUACUUGAUAUACAAAUAUAAUGACGUCAAUAUAUCUCCGAUAGCCACAUUUUUUGCUUGGUUGGUCAUAUUUACAACAAUGAUAGGUUUAAUAUUGGUACACCUUGUUUUUAUUAGAGCUAAUGAAUAUAUUGGGCUGAAUGCGGCACUGUAUAAUUCGUUAGCUAAACAACUCUGGGCUCUCGCUAUGGGAUCGACAAUAUUUCUUUGUACAAUAAACAGAAAUGGUUUGAUGAAUAGAUUUCUGUCGUGGUCGAUUUUUAGAAUUCUUGUUAAAAUUACUUAUAGCGCAUAUUUAACCCACGUGUCGAUAAUAAUCUAUUUUAUUGGAUCUAAACAGCAUUCAACUUACUUCAGCAUCAUCAAUAACAUUCAUGGAUUUAUUGGUGAUAUAGUAUUAACUAUUGUAGUUUCUACCAUUUGGUGUUUAGCAUUUGAAUCACCAUUCGUAGCAAUUGCUAGAUAUUUAUAUAAAAAAGAAAUGGUAAAAGAAACAUUCUAUAACGGGGUGAUUGAAAAAAAGAAGAAGAAUAAAAACAAGAAUAUAACGUGUGUAAAUACAUGUAAGAAUAUACAAGGAAAUUAUAAAAAAAUCGAAUGAAGCAUAUCCUAUUUAUGAAAGCACAGUUAUUUCCCUUUUUUAAAUAAAGGCUUACAAAUUAAA